UCUCUUUUCCGUCAUGACGAAACAUGCAUCAACGUCUACAACGUACGUGGGGCACUACAGUCUCGCUCGAUACCCCGUCCUCACGGCCGCAGCGUCAGCAAUGGCGCCGUCGUCGUCGCUCUACUCCUCCGGCCGCCUCCUCUCGUCCCGCCCGGCGUCCAAGGGGCUCGUACGUGGUCUCCUCACUCGCGACGGGAGCAGGUGGGUCAGGCCGUCGUGCUCCCUGUCCAUGAACGGCUGCACGGCCGACGCCGGCGACCAGGGCGCGGUGACCACGCGCGAGACGCGGGCCCUGCCGGCCGCGUCGGCGCCGCAGGAGGCCGUGGGACAGCUCAGAGCCGCCGUCGCCGCGCUCAACGCCGACCCGCCGGUGUCCUCCUCCGGCAUCAUCCGCCUCGAGGUGCCGAUUCGGCAGCGAGGGGACGCCAUCGAGUGGCUGCACGCGCAGACGCAGAGCUCCCUGCCCCGCUGCUUCUUCUCCGCCCGGGCGCCGCUGCCGGACACGCCGGCCAUUGCCGUGGGCAGCAGCAACGGCAACGGUGGCCACAAGGAGCAGUGGGAGCAGCCGGUGAGCGUCGCCGGCUUGGGGUCGGCGGUCUUCUUCCGCGGCACGGACGCCUUCUCCGUCCGCGACUGGCGAGCCAUCAAGAGAUUUCUUCCAAGGGAUUGCCCGCUGAUCCGCGCGUACGGCGCCAUCCGUUUCGAUGCGUCGAGUGACGCCUCGGUCGAAUGGGAGGAUUAUGGCGCGUUCUACUUCGUUGUUCCACAAGUUGAGUUCAGUGAGCUCGAGGAGGGCUCGGUUCUCGCGACGACGAUCGCGUGGGACGACUCGCUUUCUUGGACAUGGCAGAGCGCUGUGGACGAGCUCCAGUCAACAUUGCACGAGAUAUCACCCUGUUCAGUUAAGGUGAACAGGUCCACCCUACAAACCGCCAUCGUAAAUCUCAAUCAUGUCCCCACCAAGGCGUCCUGGGAUCUUGCGGUUACUCAAGCUCUUCGGAUGAUCAAAGGGAGCCAAACGGAAUUAGUCAAGGUUGUGCUGGCAAGGUGCAGCAGGUACAUCACUGAUACUUGCAUCGACCCUCUGGAGCUGUUAGCUUGUCUGAAGGUUGAGGGCCAGAAUGCCUAUCAGUUCUGCAUACAGCCACCUGACGCUCCUGCAUUUGUUGGAAAUAGUCCAGAGCAACUAUUUCACCGGAAAUACUUGAAGAUUUCCAGCGAGGCUUUAGCCGGCACGCGAGCAAGAGGGAAAACAAGGGCCGAUGAUUUUAAAAUUGGCCAGGAUUUGCUUCUAAGCAUCAAAGAGGACACUGAAUUUACUAUAGUACGGGAAAACAUAAAGAAGAAGCUUGAGAUGAUAUGUGAUGAGGUUGUUGUCAAUCCCAGCAAGGCCCUUCGGAAACUUCCAAGAGUACAACAUUUGUCAGCUCAAUUAGCUGCAAGAUUAAGAAAUGAGGACGACGAGUUUGACAUCCUAAAUGCUCUUCAUCCAAGCCCAGCUGUUUGUGGCUUGCCCACUGAAGAAGCGCGCCAAUUCAUACGAGAUUAUGAAAUUUUCGACCGUGGAAUGUAUGCUGGACCUGUUGGUUGGUUUGGUGGGGCUGAAAGUGAGUUUGCUGUUGGGAUUAGAUCAGCACUACUUGGAAAAGGAUAUAGCACUUUAGUUUAUGCCGGUGCCGGGAUUGUCGAAGGUACAAAUCCAUCUUUUGAAUGGGAUGAGCUUGAUCUCAAAGCAUCUCAGUUUGCAAAGUUGUUGAAGUAUCAAGAACAUCAUAUUUUCUACCAAGAGGCAGGAAACAUGGGGACAUUGAUUUGAACUGUAACUAAUAAGUCAUCAGAGAUUACAAUGCUUAGAAAGAGGGAAGUUUUGAUUUGAUGGGAAGAUUCUAAAUGGAGUUCGUCGGUUUGUGUGUGUGCGUAGUAAACUUGAAAGGAUUUCAGCCUGAUUUGCAUGGCUCCUGAAGAUGCAAUCACAAAAAUAUCGAUUCGAGGAGAUGACAGUGAUGAUAGUCGUGGAGCGUACAAAAGAUUAAAUAAAAGCAUAUUAGAUAAUUAUGUACAAUGAUUGUAACAAACCAGUUUAGUGCAAGUGUAUAUUACCAUUCUUUUGAGUUCUUCUCCGGCCUGGUUGUUCAAUUGCUUAUAUGAUCUGGAUGCUUCUUGUUGCAA
Molecule: messenger RNA, 2169 nt
Organism: Hordeum vulgare subsp. vulgare (domesticated barley)
Lineage: Eukaryota; Viridiplantae; Streptophyta; Magnoliopsida; Poales; Poaceae
Product: isochorismate synthase 2, chloroplastic
Exons: 15
Coding region: 14-1816 (600 amino acids)
Biological process (GO): phylloquinone biosynthetic process
Cellular component (GO): plastid
Molecular function (GO): isochorismate synthase activity
Source: RefSeq, a predicted model, not a curated record